GAGUAAAAAGUUUACAUUUGUACACAUGAUGUUUCACAACUUUUGCAUCUACGAAUUAUAAAUUGCUGAUUUUGCAAAUUUUUGGAAAACAAAAUUAAUUUCUAAAGGGUAAAAAUUCGCUAUGGAAGAGCUCCUCGCCAGGGUGGACUAUUUGGAAAAUAUCGUUUCAAAAUUGGCGAAAUGGACACACUUUUCGGAAAUUGUCAGCUUUGAAUAUCAUACGGAGGACCCCCUUUCCCUUGACGUUGAAUGCGAACGAAUUAUUCCAAAAUGUUCCAAGUCUCGGCGACGUGGCCGAGUGUCCACAAUUCCACGACAAGAAGCAGGAUCUUGUCCUUCAGACGACACCUUUAUCAAGACAGAGGUCGACACGGACCAAGAAAUGCAAAUUAGUGACCCCGACUAUGUCAUAUUUCCUGAAACAGAGGAUCCAGAUUAUUUCCCUCCGUCAGCGGCGUCGUCGUCGUCCAGCAAUCAUCAACGAGAUGAAAGCAAUGUCACCAACGACUUUGACUCGAACCCUUGCGACACAGAUGACAACACACCUUUUACUUGCACUAAAUGCGAAAAUGUCGUCCCUACUAAUCCUGACGAAGAACCUACCGUGAAACGAAGAAAGAUACCAGACCCCUCCAAGUGGAAAAGCGUAAUUAACAAAACCAAACGCAUGACUGGCGAGACGUAUUUCGGAUUUAAGCACGUCAAAAUUGGAGAAUCCAUCAAACAGGAACACAUUCCAAAGCCGGAAAAGAAAUUAGGAAAUGCGUGUGGUUCUGCGCGAUGUGCUGAAGUAAAAACUCGUCAUUGCAACGAAUUUCCGGAGAAUUGCAGACAAAAAAUCUUUCACGAAUUCUGGAAACAUAUGAACUGGGCGGAGAAGAAGAUAUAUGCCGUGUCACUGAUUGACGUUGUGCCAUGUAAAAAAGACCCGAGUGAAGAGUCUCGGAGGGAAGAAACGUACAUUUAUUAUUUGAAAUUACGCGACAGGAGGUUGGCCGUGUGUCGAACAAUGUUCCUCAAUACGCUUGGCGUUGGACGACGCCAGGUUGUGGGAUGGGUGAAAUCCAGCUUAUCAGGAGCUCCAGUCACUAAUAAACGUUCUGCCAAAGUAAAAAAUAGUAGUGAAUCGAAGUAAAAUUUUGCUUUAUGCAUUUAGUUAAGUUUUACUGGAUAUUUACUAACGUUUUUUGCAACAUUUUGUAUUAUUCUUCUACAUAUAUAUGUAGGUAUGUAUAUGUAUUUAAAAAAUCACGAUUCUUGGUGCACAUGUAAUACGUUAAUAUAUAUGUUUGCGUGAAUUACAAAAUUUCGAAAUAUGAAAUUUAUUAUCAAAUGAAAACAUUGAAUAAAUAUUUACGUGAAUUAA
This is a messenger RNA of Folsomia candida, 1366 nucleotides long. RefSeq lists its product as uncharacterized. The transcript has 4 exons. NCBI's taxonomy places the organism in Eukaryota, Metazoa, Arthropoda, Collembola, Entomobryomorpha, Isotomidae. The record is from RefSeq and is a predicted model, not a curated record. Bases 122 to 1135 code for a protein of 337 amino acids.